UUGCACCAUUCUAGCCAUAGCUUCGUACUUGUUUGCUUUAUUGCAGCCAAUUCUGCCAACCAACAUGAAGAUUCUGCUUCUCCUGGGACUGAUCGCCGCCGUGCGGGCCGCUCCGGGCUACUACGGCGAUCACGGGCUGUCGUACGUGGCGGCCGCUCCGGCACCGUACGUGAAGUACGCCGCGCCGGCCGUAUCGGUCGUCCAUGCCGCUCCGGCCCCCGUGCUGAAGUAUGCCGUGGCGCCGGCCCCGAUCGUGAAGGCGGUUGCACCGGCGGCCACCAGCUACGCCACCAUCCAUCAGGUGCACGCGCCGGUCGUGCAUGCGGCACCGGUGGUUAAGUAUGCCGCACCGGCCCCGGUCGUGUCGUACGUCCACUCGGCACCGGCGGUCGUCGCUCAUGCGCCCGCCCCGCUGCUCAAGUACGCGCCCGCCUACCACGGAUGGUAAGGAAGCACCAAUGAAGGACCGUCCACCGUUUGGUGGCAAGGAACGUUCUCCCGAUCAUCUCUACGCCAUCUGUUUUGCAAGCCCAGCUUCUGCAAGCAUCUCUGAAAGCCAUAAUGAAGUUUUGUUGUGUGUUGCGUUAUUUAUUACCUUGUUUGUUUUUUUUUUUUUUUGUUG
Molecule: messenger RNA, 622 nt
Organism: Anopheles merus
Lineage: Eukaryota; Metazoa; Arthropoda; Insecta; Diptera; Culicidae
Product: cuticle protein 16.5-like
Exons: 2
Coding region: 65-448 (127 amino acids)
Source: RefSeq, a predicted model, not a curated record